Dendrobium catenatum is the source of this 1039-nucleotide messenger RNA. RefSeq names its product probable plastid-lipid-associated protein 11, chloroplastic. Lineage: Eukaryota; Viridiplantae; Streptophyta; Magnoliopsida; Asparagales; Orchidaceae. The record is from RefSeq and is a predicted model, not a curated record. The transcript is spliced from 4 exons. Bases 64 to 729 code for a protein of 221 amino acids.
UGAUUAUCCAUUGUCAGUCUAAGGCAUCGAGGACCGUUAAUUUAGUUGCUAGCUCCAGGAUCCAUGGCGCCUCCCCCCAUUUCUCUCGCCGCUAGUUUCCCCCAAAACCCUAAAAUCCAUCAAAUUCCAAUCUCCCGACGCCUCUCUCCCACCGUCGGCACAGCUUCACCCUCCCGAUCCGUUAGCUCUGUCGAUUCACAGCGCGCAAAGACCGAUCUCCUGCGCCUGAUAUCGGACCAGGAGAGAGGUCUACGGACGCAAACAAACCCCUCAAAGAGAAAAGAGAUCAUCGGGGCCAUUGAAGAGCUCGCACUGCACGGGGAUGGCACGAUCACUACCGACUCAUCUCUCUCCUGCACGUGGAGGAUGCUGUGGACGACGGAGAAGGAGCAGCUAUUCAUCAUCAAGAAUGCUUGGCUCUUCGGCACUGAGACUGGUGACGUUUUGCAGGUCAUUGAUGUCGAGAAGGGACUUCUCAAUAAUGUCAUCACGUUCCCGCCUUCUGGGGUUUUCUUUGUUCGGUCGGAGAUUGAAGCCGAGCCACCUCAAAGGGUAAAUUUUAGAUUUACUAGUGCGGUUAUUAGGGGAAGCAAAUGGGAGAUUCCUUUGCCACCUUUUGGUCGAGGAUGGUUUGAAUCUGUAUAUAUGGAUGAAGAGAUUAGAGUUGUCAAGGACAUUCGAGGCGAUUACUUAGUUGUUGAUCGAGCUCCUUAUUCUUGGAAAGAAUGAAACUCUACGUUCUCAAUUCAGGUAUGAGGCCAUUAUUAUAUGCACCUGGAUGGAGAUGUGUAUAUUUUAACUUGAUAGGUAAAUGCAGAUGGUAAACUUUACUAAUAGCUCUUAGAUUUUGUUUGAUACAGUUUUCUUACUGUUUUUUAAAUUGGUUUUCUAGUAAAAAAAAAAAUUAGUUUAAAAAAAAUUAUGCUAAAAUUUUACUUUAAAAAGCAGUAAGAAUGUUAUCCCAAAUAAAACUUUAAUGAUGAUAUUGUUUGUAUGUGCUGAGCAAAUUAAAAUAAAAUUACUAUCUUUUCAUUUGUAA